UAACAAAUGCCAAGUACAUAUUAUGAAAAAGCCUAGCUAGAAGACGAAACUAAGUACAGAUUAAUUAUGGAACUCCAAAGCACCUUCCUCUUAGGCCUCCUACUUGUUCUUGGUUGUGCAGUUACAAGUAGUGGAGCUCCUAAUUCAAAGCAUUCUGUUGCUACAUGUAGCGCUGCUUUGCUAAACCGGAGCAGUUUCCCGGAAGGUUUCUUAUUCGGGGCAGCUGGAUCGGCAUACCAGUAUGAAGGUGCUGCAAAUGAAGGUGGUAGAGGACCAAGUAUAUGGGAUACAUUCACUCACAAAUAUCCAGAGAGGAUGAAGGACCGCAGCAAUGGAGAUGUGGCUAUUGAUCAAUAUCAUCGCUACACGGAAGAUGUUGGGAUUUUGAAGGAUACGGGUUUUGAUGCAUACAGAUUUUCAAUCUCAUGGUCUAGACUGUUACCAAAUGGAAAGCUUAGUGGCGGUGUGAACAAGGAAGGAAUCAAAUAUUACAAGAAUCUCCUCAACAAGCUUGUAGCCAGUGGUAUAAAGCCGGCUGUCACUCUCUUUCAUUGGGAUGUUCCCCAAGCUUUGGAGGAUGAAUAUGGUGGCUUCUUAAGCCUUAAAGUUGUGAAUCAUUUUCGAGAUUAUGCAGAGCUUUGUUUUAAAGAAUUUGGUGACAAAGUUAAGUAUUGGAUCACAUUUAAUGAACCAUGGACCUUCUCCAAGAAUGCUUAUGCAAGGGGCCUACUUGCACCCGCACGAUGUUCUAAUUGGCAAAACCUAAAUUGCACAGGUGGGGAUUCAGCAACUGAGCCAUAUUUAGUGACGCACCAUCAACUCCUAGCUCAUGCAAAAGUUGUAAAGUUGUACAAAGACAAGUAUCAGGCGUCACAAAAAGGAUUGAUAGGAAUAACAUUAGUGUCACUUUGGUUUGAGCCAUUAUCUAACACAAAACAGGACAAAGAUGCUGCAUCACGAGCUGUGGAUUUCAUGCUGGGAUGGUUUAUGGAUCCCCUGGCAAAGGGGGAAUAUCCUAAGAUCAUGCAAUCACUGGCUGGAAAUCGAUUACCCAAGUUCACUAAAGUGCAAUCCAAAAGUGUAAAGGGUUCAUUUGACUUCAUUGGAUUAAAUUACUAUACAACCUACUAUGCAGCCGAUGCACCUCCUCUUCCUAAUGCUACAACAUACCCAAGCUAUUUGACAGAUUCUCGCACUCAAUUUUUAACUGAGCGUAAUGGUACCUCGAUUGGUCCAAAGGCUGGUUCAAGUUGGCUUUAUGUUUAUCCAAAAGGACUUCAAGAACUAUUGCUUCACGUAAACAGGAACUAUCAUAAUCCACUGAUUUACAUAACCGAAAAUGGAGUUAGUGAAUUCGCUAAUCCCAAAUUGUCUCGUGAGGAAGCCCUUGUCGAUUAUCACAGAAUUGACUAUUAUGAUAGUCAUCUUUAUUAUCUUCAUGCCGCGAUCAAGGACGGCGUUAAUGUGAAAGGAUACUUUGCAUGGUCUUUGCUUGACAAUUUUGAAUGGAAUGACGGUUACACGGUUAGGUUUGGCAUCUACUAUGUGGAUUACAAAGAUGGACUGAAAAGAUAUCCUAAGCUUUCAGCCAACUGGUUCAAGAAUUUUCUUCAAAAGAAAAAAUGUACGCUUGGGGGUUCUAAACCCAAAGUCUCAAUCCAUUAACCACACCCCCAAUAAACCGUACUAAACAAAUUUAUUCUAUAUUUGUAUGUUUUUCCAAUAAAAGUUAAGGUAGUUUGUGUAUAAUUGAAAGUUUAAAUGUAGAGAUUCAUAUUAGUAUUAUGUUUUUAUACAAACGAUUUUGGGGAGACUGUGAAGAAUUAACUGUUCUUAACCACUUAAACUACAAAUUCAUUGCCAGAUAUUACUCUUUGAA
Messenger RNA from Prunus avium (sweet cherry), 1879 nucleotides. NCBI's taxonomy places the organism in Eukaryota, Viridiplantae, Streptophyta, Magnoliopsida, Rosales, Rosaceae. The record is from RefSeq and is a predicted model, not a curated record.